CCCCACCAGAAAGAAGAAUAAAAAAAAGAUCAAAAGAUCUCAAACUCAUUCAUCAUCCCCCCAAGCAUAAUGGAAAGAACCCAUUUCAAGCUGAUGCUCUGCAUCGUGAUUUUGGUUUUCUCUGUUUCUGGUGGGAAGAACAGUGGAGCAGAAGGUAGAAACUUUGAGAUUGACACGUGCCACUCUGUGGACCAAUGCGGUCCGCGACGAUGUUGCGAGUGUGUCUUUCACUGCGUCUGUACAUGCUCCAAGCAAGACAUGGAUGCAGAACGCCUCGUUCUAGAUUCCAGAGGACAUGAAGAUGUAGAAGGGAAAGGGAACUAAUUUACAAAAUAAUGUCAUAAUAUAUUAAAAAAAAGUGUUAAUGGCUCCACUUUCUCUCUCUCUCUUUCAGUUUGUGAAACUGAGAUUUGCUUCAAGAAAGGGUAAUGGCCGAAAGUACUCAGUAACCAGUUUCACCCAAAUUAUUCUCGAUCCGUUGUCUUAAUUACUUCUAGGCAAAUUAAUAUAUGUUUGACCGGGUUGAUCUAUCCCAAGUUCCCAACACUCUCAAAUCAAAAAUAUAUGAUCUAACUACGACCGGUUAUGAGACAAGUUUGAGUAUCUAAUUUAACCCAUUGUUGUUCAUAAAAGUUAUAAAAAAAAGCAAUCGUUGGAUAUGAUAUUUUAUCCGCGUUUCGCGACGGAUACCCUUAUGUUAAUACAUGGGAGGUUUCAAUAUUUUACACCAUAGUCAUUCUUAGUAUAAUGAAACCAAAGAAUCGCAGUAUCGCACCCUAGAGAGUUUUUUUUGUUGCCUUAGAUAGAUAGUUAAUAGAUAGGGAAUUACAAUCAGUUUGAAAAUAAAAAAUGGUAAUAAGCCAAAUGUCGAUCCACCGAUGCAAGAGCCUUUUUCGUCACGCAAUGGGCAGCCCUGUUAGUUCUACGAGGAGAAAAAACAAAUCGAAUCAAUGAGAAGGAGGACUUCAUCAAUAGCACUUCCUCAAGGAUUGCUCCUCCUCGGUCAUGUUGAACAUCAUUCUCCAUAGCUCGUCAAAUCACCAGUUGCGAAUCACCACAAAAACAAACAGAGUACACACCACGAGUUAAACACCAAUCCAUUGCAUUACGAUAAAGCCAAUAAUUCCAUCAGACACGCAUCACGUAAACCCCAGAGAGUUGGUAACAUUUAUAUUAUGCAUAAUCAAAGUACUUUGAAACAAAAUAAAGAUUAUGUUGGCAUUUAUGUCGGUAAAGUUAUUUGGCGACGUUGGUUAUGUCAAUGGGUAGUAACUAGCCAUAAUUCUCAUGCAAAUUCGUUCUACGGCCCAAUCAAUUAUUGAUUUGGGCUCCAACAAAUGGACAUGGUGCCAUCAAAUGGUCCUUCCAGUGCAAACUAGGCUUUUUAGCCCAAUACCAAACAUGGGUAAGGGUAGAAAAGAAAAACACCCUUUUUGUAUCUCGUAAGGUUAAUUGGGUUUUCCAUAUUGUGAUAAAACAAUACCCUUUUUACUUUUAGUUGACUAAUGUUUCCAUCUCGUUUCAAUUUUGUGAUUAGACGUACACAGAUCUUAUAUGUAUUCUCCUCCCUUGUAUUUUCCCUCUUAUGGGAUAUCUUUGAAAGAAAGGAAUCAAACAAUGGCAAAGAAGGAAACUAAAUCUCCAUAUUCAAUGGAAGAAGACACUAUCUUUUGAUAUAAAGAGUGUUGGGAUUUUUAGUGGUGUGAAUGGAAAUAAAAGGGGAAAGUUUUA
This is a messenger RNA of Linum trigynum, 1731 nucleotides long. The record is from the annotation of a GenBank genome assembly. Lineage: Eukaryota; Viridiplantae; Streptophyta; Magnoliopsida; Malpighiales; Linaceae.